Molecule: messenger RNA, 1235 nt
Organism: Wasmannia auropunctata (little fire ant)
Lineage: Eukaryota; Metazoa; Arthropoda; Insecta; Hymenoptera; Formicidae
Product: RNA exonuclease 4
Exons: 3
Coding region: 223-1077 (284 amino acids)
Biological process (GO): rRNA processing
Cellular component (GO): nucleus
Molecular function (GO): 3'-5' exonuclease activity; nucleic acid binding
Source: RefSeq, a predicted model, not a curated record
GCGAUUCGCCAUCCACGAUUGCGGAAUAAUAAUAAUUAGAAUUAUUAACGUUCGACCGUAUAAAAUCGCCGUCUUUAACUGCGACGAAAGUAAUAAAGCGUUGACGAGCCUACGUUGCAGGUUAGGAAAUCUCUGCAAUACCGAUAGAUUCAUUGAUAAUCGCACCAACGCCACCAACCAAUUCGUGCUCGAACAUUUAUGAUAAGUUAGGUUAGGUUAUGAAUGCUAUAUUUUUCGAAUAUUCCACGAUAUUCCACGAGAAACGUUGGAAUGCACUAUAUUUAUCUCGAAAGAAUGGACAAUGUACCAACUAGUACAGACAAGAAGAAGAGGAGCAAAACGACGAGACAGCCUGCUCCGAGCACCGAGCGUAAGGCAUCUGGAUGCAAUUGGGAGACGUACAAGAAUUUCUUCUCCAAGGCGAAGACGGAAGAAAGUGCUGGAGAAAAAAGCGUCUCGCAGAAUAACAGGCAUCCAAGGUUAAAAAAAGUAUACACCACUCCGCCUCGUACGGAUUCACAGGAAGAGAGUGGCAAGCAAAGCGCCGUCAAGAAUAAUAAGGAGAACAAAACUCUGACGAAGCAGCUCGCCAUGGACUGCGAGAUGGUCGGGAUCGGCGACGGCACGGAGAGCAUGAUAGCCCGGGUGUCAAUUGUAAAUAAAUACGGUGAUUGCGUGUACGACAAGUACGUCAAGCCGAGGGAGAAGGUCGUGGAUUACAGAACGGCGAUCAGCGGCGUCCGACCGGAGCACUUACAAAGCGGGGAGAGCUUCAGCGUCGUGCAGAAGGAAGUGGCGGACAUCCUGAAGGGUCGCAUCCUGGUGGGUCACGCGUUGAAACACGAUCUCAAGGUGCUGUACCUGUCGCAUCCGCGAAGAUACUGGCGGGACACCUCGAGAUACAAGCCCUUCCGUCAGAUAUCGAAGGGUAACACCCCCAGCCUGAAGAGGCUCGCGCACGAAUUGUUGGGCAGAGAGAUACAAGUGGGCGAGCACAGUUCCGUCGAAGACGCGAGGGCGGCGAUGCAAUUGUAUAUGUUGUAUAGAAAUAAGUGGGAAUCGGAAAGGAAACAUUGACGAGCGGGAGGGGGGAAUAAUGUUUUCUUUCCGUGGUAAGUCUUCCUGUGUGCGAUGUCGUUUGUAAAGAUGUAUCUUUACACGGAGAAAAUUUUCUUUUAAAAUUUAUCUCCUGAAAAUUACGUUAAUUGUGGGACAACAUAGUAUUUCGAAACUGU